GUGAAAAAGUGAAAAAAAAAAAAGUGAAGUGAAAAAUGGCUCGUACAAAGCAAACUGCCCGUAAAUCGACUGGUGGCAAAGCACCACGUAAACAAUUGGCUACUAAGGCUGCUCGUAAAAGUGCACCAGCUACCGGUGGUGUUAAGAAACCUCAUCGUUAUCGCCCUGGUACUGUAGCUUUGCGUGAAAUUCGCCGUUACCAAAAGAGCACUGAAUUGUUGAUCCGCAAAUUGCCAUUCCAACGUUUGGUACGUGAAAUUGCUCAAGAUUUCAAGACAGAUUUGCGUUUCCAGAGCUCUGCUGUUAUGGCACUUCAAGAGGCCAGUGAAGCCUAUUUGGUUGGUCUUUUCGAAGAUACCAACUUGUGUGCCAUCCACGCUAAACGUGUCACCAUUAUGCCAAAGGAUAUCCAAUUGGCUAGACGUAUUCGUGGCGAACGCGCUUAAUUUAAUGUCGAUGUGAUGAUGAUGUAAAAUAACAAAA
Messenger RNA from Calliphora vicina (urban bluebottle blowfly), 483 nucleotides. Its product is annotated as histone H3. Gene Ontology annotation, cellular component: nucleosome. Bases 36 to 446 code for a protein of 136 amino acids. The record is from RefSeq and is a predicted model, not a curated record. Gene Ontology annotation, molecular function: DNA binding; protein heterodimerization activity; structural constituent of chromatin. Lineage: Eukaryota; Metazoa; Arthropoda; Insecta; Diptera; Calliphoridae. The transcript has a single exon.